AUGGCGACCAUUUCCGGCUAUAAUCAAUCGACGAUUAGACGUGGACUGGAACACCUCGGGAAGCAAAGCGUGGUCGAUGGGUCCCACAUGAACUUUCCGCUUAUGACCUUCGAGGAGGGUGGCCACUUGCACUUCUCUCCUCACUUUCCUGACGAAGCUCCACUCUCUCAACUCGAUGAUCAUUGGAGAUGA
Messenger RNA from Haemonchus placei, 192 nucleotides. The record is from the annotation of a GenBank genome assembly. Lineage: Eukaryota; Metazoa; Nematoda; Chromadorea; Rhabditida; Trichostrongylidae.